Molecule: messenger RNA, 1848 nt
Organism: Fonsecaea nubica
Lineage: Eukaryota; Fungi; Ascomycota; Eurotiomycetes; Chaetothyriales; Herpotrichiellaceae
Exons: 3
Coding region: 1-1848 (615 amino acids)
Biological process (GO): intracellular protein transport; retrograde transport, endosome to Golgi
Cellular component (GO): retromer, tubulation complex; retromer complex; endosome
Molecular function (GO): phosphatidylinositol-3-phosphate binding
Source: RefSeq, a predicted model, not a curated record
AUGGACUACUCAGCUGCUGCUAGUGAGGCUGACGCUCUUCACGGCGCCUCACCCUGGGGUUCUUCUUCUCCCCGUGCCUCUAGAGGGUUUGCCCAACCCCCACCAGAUUCUCCAGAGUCACCACAACCGAUCCGAGGGCAUUCCUACAAUCAAUCCCGAGACAGCAUUCCUGAUAGCCCUUACCUACCUCCUCCGAAUCAAUCUAAUGUGUCUGCCCCUGGAGAUGGCGGGGCCUCCGGAGAUCGGGUCGCUGCUCCCCAGCAUCAAAAUCCAGAAGAGGCCGCAGCGCAUGCACAGGCUUCCGCAAUACAUCCCCAAGAUCUCCAAGGAGCAGCGGUUGGGCAACAGUAUGCUGGUCAGCCGCAGCAACGACCGGGCGCAGCAAGAUAUCAUAGCGCAAGGCAGAGCAGGCCGGUACCACAAUAUAAACUGCAAGCCAAAGUGACUGCGCUGGAGCGAACGGGACGCAAAGAUCCCGUUAUCAGAUUUGAUGUUUAUACUAACCUCCCCAAAUUUCGUACCACUCAAUUCCGAGAUGUCCGUCGAACACACUCGGAAUUCGUCAAACUUGCGGACCAUCUUAUAUCUUCGAACCCAGAGGCCCUUGUUCCUGCCGUGCCUCCCGCUCAAACUUCGGCCGGAGUAGGCACUGACGAAGAUGAAGCCAGGGUCAAGGCGGCAAUACAAAGAUGGUUGAAUGCUGUAUGUGGCAACGAUGUCCUCAUGCGUGAUGAGGAGAUGGUAUUUUUUGUGGAGAGUGAUUUUGGGUACUCCCCUGUGGUGAGAAUGAAACAACCAGCGACUGGUGUAAGGCGGAAAGUCUUAAAACAGUUCGCACCACCGCCUGAUGAUACGCCUGAGCUGCACGAUGCGAGGCCUAUUGUCAAGGCCUUCUAUCUCAGUUCGCUGGACACAAGCCAAAGACUUGAGAAGGUUGUUAAGGCCAGACGCGCACUUGGCCUCGCAGAAUCGUCCCUUGGAGAAAAACUUGGGCAAAUGAGUGUUCAAGAGAUACACCCAGGUCUGGCGACAGCAUACCGCAAACUCGGUCGCAUUAUUCAAACAUGCGGGGAUUACCACGCGGCGCAAGGAACUGCUGAAGCCACGACAUUAGGGGAUGCACUUGCGUAUCACUCCUCUGACGCUUUCAUCGUCAAGGAAACUUUGACGAAUCGACAUAUCCUGCUCCGGGAGCUCCUCCAGACAGAGGCAUCCCGUCGGAGUAAGGAAAACGCGGUCCAACGCCUCAAAAGCUCUUCCAGCGUUCGCAGAGAUAAAGUUGAUGAAGCGAUCUCGGCGCUCGACGAAGCAAUCUCUCAAGAAAACUACCUUCGCUCCAAAACCCAACGCGUGACGGCAAAUUUACUGCUCGAGAAAAGACGCUGGUUCAGUCGCACGUCCGCCGAAUUCAUGCUCUCCCUUCGUGAGUACGUCUUGCGUCAAAUCGAAGCAGAGCGCCGCACGCUUGCAACUCUCGAAAGUGUUAGGCCGGAUAUCCGGGCAAUUGAUGCGUCUGGCGGUCUGAGCAGAUUGGGGCGGGAGAACCAUCCCACCGUAAGGCGGAUUAGCAUGGCCAGCAGUCAGGGUGCGAAAGGCGACGCGUGGUCCGGUGUCCCGCGGAGCAGGGAUGCUCUUUCUAGAAGCAUGUCUGGAAGCUUUGGCCCUGGCGCGCUGGGUGUUCCUCUUCCAGAAGAGAGUGAAAAUGGGACGAACGGUGCAGGAGUGGCUCAAGGGGGGCGACCGAGAAGUGCGACCGGAGCCAGUCUGGAGAGGGUCAAGGAAGACGAAGACGAGGAUCGUGUCGAUGCUAGGAACGCCGCCAGUCGGUUGGCGCAGAGCACCUUCUGA